Molecule: messenger RNA, 957 nt
Organism: Bathycoccus prasinos
Lineage: Eukaryota; Viridiplantae; Chlorophyta; Mamiellophyceae; Mamiellales; Bathycoccaceae
Exons: 1
Coding region: 1-957 (318 amino acids)
Cellular component (GO): membrane; cytoplasm
Source: RefSeq, a predicted model, not a curated record
AUGACGACGACGAAAUCGCAAAGCGCUUUGUCUUCUUCUACUUUUAAAAUGGCAAAAGGACAUUUUCGAAUUGGAAAAAAAAGAGUGCGAAGAAGAAAUGCCAGAGGAGUUUUCCGGGCUUCUGCGUCGGUGGAUUUUGGAUUCGAGCUCGCGCGGGACAUGGGCGUAGGAGCGGCGUGUUAUUGGAUCUCCGACGAGCUCGCGCAACGGGUGAGCGAGACGAAGGCGGAAGAAGAAGGCGAGGAAACGUACACGAGAGACGACAGGAGACGAGGACGGUACGUGACCUUUGGAAGUUUCGAUGGUUUGACGUCGUACUUAUGGUACACCUUGGUGGAUAAGGUGAUACCGAGUCCGAGCGGAUCGAGUUUUUCCGCCGACGCGGUUUCCAUCUCCGCGUUGACGGCAUCGACGACGUACGACGACGAGUUAACCGGCGACUUGGCCAACGCGGCGUACGCCAUGGCUUCCGCGCAAGGCUUCGCUUCGGAGAAUAUAGAGUUGACCAAAUCGAAUGUAAUCGAGUGGUUUUUUAGCAACCCGGAACACGUGGUGUUGACGAAGAAGGUGGUUUUUGACGCGCUCGUGUAUAACCCAGUUUGGGCGUGUGGUUUCAUAGUCAUCAUGGCGUUGUUGCGGAGCGAAUCGAAAGAGGAAAUCAAAGCCGAACUCAAACGCGAUUGGGGAGAUUUGUACAUCUCCAACAUCGUUUUUUGGGUACCACUCAACUUUGUCGUCUACGGCGUCAUUCCUCUCGAUUACCGCGUCGCCAGCGUGUACGGAUUUACCAUCUUAUACGUCUCUGGUUUGUCCUUGUGGGAGGAAAAUAGAAACAAAAAGUUGCAAGCGUUGGCGGCGAAAAGCCGCGAAAACGAAAACGACGUUGCCCAAAACGAGCAGCUGAAUUUAGUCGAAAACGAAGUCUUCGAUGCCGUGAGAGAGUACAUGGAUAAGUAG